AUGUCGAGUGGGUCGAGUUCGAAUCUGGAAGACCUGUAUUUGCAGUCGUACUCGUUUACGACGACGGCGGCCAUCAUUGGGUCUGUCGACAGGAAGGUGUUUGUGUUGCUGAGAGACGGCAGAAGCGUUAUAGGCGUGCUGAGAACGUUUGACCAGUUUGCCAACCUUGUCAUUCACGACGGCGUGGAGCGGAUUUAUCUGGACGGCUCGCGGUACGGCGAGUCGACCGAGCCGCAGAUCUUCCUUAUCAGAGGUGAAAACGUUGUUAUGAUGGGCGAAUUGGACAUCGACAAGGAGGACGAGCCGCUUGAGAAGCUGACGAGAAUAGACUACGGGGCCGCCUUUGGCGAGUGGAAAAAAGCACAGACGGAGAUCGUGGAGAGACACACCAUCGAGGACAAGCAGCUGAGAAGCAAGGGCCAUCUGACGUCGUUUUUGACCGACGAGUUCUACUAG
Ogataea angusta is the source of this 456-nucleotide messenger RNA. RefSeq lists its product as uncharacterized. The transcript has a single exon. Gene Ontology annotation, molecular function: RNA cap binding. Gene Ontology annotation, cellular component: Lsm1-7-Pat1 complex; P-body. Gene Ontology annotation, biological process: deadenylation-dependent decapping of nuclear-transcribed mRNA. The record is from RefSeq and is a predicted model, not a curated record. Bases 1 to 456 code for a protein of 151 amino acids. Lineage: Eukaryota; Fungi; Ascomycota; Pichiomycetes; Pichiales; Pichiaceae.